This is a messenger RNA of Cladophialophora immunda, 2217 nucleotides long. RefSeq lists its product as uncharacterized. The coding region runs from base 952 to 1530 and encodes 192 amino acids. NCBI's taxonomy places the organism in Eukaryota, Fungi, Ascomycota, Eurotiomycetes, Chaetothyriales, Herpotrichiellaceae. The record is from RefSeq and is a predicted model, not a curated record. The transcript has a single exon.
CUCGCUCACCGCAGUUUGACUUGUGCUCCUCUGAAGCGCCCUCCCUUCCAGACAGCCUUCCCUUGGUGGCCGUGACAAGACAAUUCCAAGAAACUACGCCGGCCCAAGCCAGCAGAUCACGUCCGUCCAUGUCCAUUCGUGUCCAUCCGAACCUGAAUUUCCCCAGACAAAGCCAAGGGCCAGGAUGGCCCUGGCUGAUCGCCGCAUGCCCCCUGCAUCCAAUCACGGACCCCAGUCAGCCAUUUUUUCUCGUCUCGCUCGUCCUUUUCAGCUCCACGGCCACGAAAUGUCCUUUCUAUUCUCGAGCCUGACAGAGCUGGCCCGGCUCCAUUCGAGCGCGUCCUCCAAUCAGCCGCCCAUCAACGGCCUAUCCAACGUUUCAGAACAAGCUGGGGCCAGUCCAAGCACCACCCUUUUGCCCUCCUUUCGGCUAGCCGCAUCUCCUUUUCGUCUCCUUGUCCGUGUCGCCGAUGCUGCGUUGGAUGCUUGGUGGCUCAAUGCUGGUCGCUGGUCGCUCGUCGGUGCCACUUCAGCCCUGGGUGACAGAAAAGAGAAAAGAUCAGGUUCAAAGACGCCAAAUACUGCCGCUCGAGCUUCACACCCGCGUCUCCCUCUUGCAUCUUCACUUGUCCGUGACUCGUUCCUUUACAUACCUGCCCUUUUUCCUUUCCUUAAGUGCUUACUGACCAACCGACUUGACACCCUUCAGACCUCCGUCACAUCCUUCUGCCCAACUUUUCAAUAGGCUCUGGUUCGCCUUGGUCCCCUUUUGUGCAUAUUACUCCGUCCCGCCUCGCCCUCUCAAGACCUCUUCGCAUCCUCCCAAUUUCACCACUCGACUCCUCCCAACCAGUUUUCCUUCGUUUUUCCCCUUCGAAUUACUGUUAUCGCUGGUCGAAGACGUCGUAUGAGUCGUCACCAUCUAUACCUUUCACUUAUUACGCCAACGCCAUGUCACUAGCCAUGGCUCGUUCGCAAUGUACGGCGGCACUCCUCGCCCUCUUCUUGGCCGCCUUUCCCUCCACAACUUUGGCUUCGCCUAUAUCACACCUUCAUAAACGCGACAUGGGCACUGGUGCCAAAGCUGGUCUCGGCGUCGGUCUCGCCGUUGCGGCCGUUCUCUUGAUCGGCCUCGUCGCCUUCUUCAUCAUCCACUUCCGCCGCUCUCAACAUCUCGCCGCUCUCAACAAAGAACGCGCGAUCCUCGCGGGCGAGAAGAACCAAGAUGGCUCUGACAAGCCCGAUAAAUUUGCCGAUAACCCGCCCGAGAAGUCUGCAAUGCCUCGACGAAACAAGUCGGUCAAGGACCGACUCAUGGGACCACUCUACCGCGGCAGCACUAUUGACCUGAUGCCCAUUCCAAAGGCCCACUUCAAUCCAAACCGCAGCAGCACCGCUACUACACAGACAGCCCACUGGGAUAACAUCGACGGUCAACCUUUCCUGCACAAGCCCUGGGCCGGCGGCGAAAGCUCCCCUCGGCCCAGCUUCAGCAGCAAGCGAGCUACCAGAAUGAUGAUGAUGAUGUAAACUUGGUCGUCAUGGAAGAUUUUGUGUACCCGUUGCUGGAUUGUCGCUGGCUUGUUUGUUCUAAAAUGAACGGUACAUUGCCCGCCAAUUGAGUUGUAUACCUCGUUCACCACAUUUUGACUCGGAAGCGUUCGUCCCACGAAAGGGGCCUGUGCGUUUUGUGGUUUGACUGGAAAGCUAGGGCGUUGGGACUACCACUGGACAGCCCAUCGAUGGCAAGGCCUGGGAGGAGUAAUGAUCGGUUUAGCGGCGUUGGGUGCUCUGUGUGAUUGUCGUGUCGCUGAUGAUCUUAACAUACCCAGAAUAUAUCAUGGCAAGUUCUGCUGUUUUUUUGGAUCUUUUGUCAAGUUUACCUUGUGUUGAGGCCUCGGGGGACCUCAGGGAAGGAGAAACGUCGUUAUCAAUGUAAACUCCCGGGGGGGGAGGAAGCUGCUGGAUCUCAAAGAGUUUGCCAAAGCAAGAAAGAAAACUUGUUACAGUUGCGGACAUGUUGCAACCUUUUGGUCAAACGCACAUUUCAUCGGGAGCGGAACCUCUCCUGUCCUGCUUGCUUGCUGUGGCUGCCGACGCGGGUAGCCAUGGUCACUCAGCCUUACUACCCUACCUACUUACCUACCUACCUAUACUUAGCUACAUACCAAAUGUACCGGAAUCGAGACAUCAAAGCUUUGUGCAUCUUGUAGCUCA